UCUGGCAACGCGAUUCUGAAACGUCAAAUUUGACAUUCAAAAUCAAAACAUCAAGUCAUGAAAUAACAUCAUUUGGUCAAAUUAUGUUUGUAUCAUUCAAAAAUGUAUUUAGAAAAACCAUUUUCGCAAGAUCUUACUGCCAAAGGGCCGCAAAAAACGAUAGAAAAACAAUGGGGAUUAUAGUAAUUGGGGAUGAAAUUCUUAAAGGCGAAGUGCAGGACACGAAUUCGGCGUUUUUGGCGCAGGAAUUACACAAAUUAGGGUUAAAAUUACAAAAGAUUUCGGUUAUAGGUGAUGAAAUCAACGAUGUAAGCCAGGAAGUGAGGUUAUUCUCUGGUAAAUAUGAUUAUGUAAUUACAUCAGGGGGAAUAGGGUGUACCCACGAUGAUAUAACUUUUGAAGCUGUUGCCAAAGCUUUUAAUGUACCUUUAUAUGAACACCCUGAACUAAGGAAAUUGUGUUUUAAAUUUUAUAAAACUGAAAACCCAGACAGUCCAGGAUUGAAGUUAGCCAGGGUUCCGUCAAUAGCAAAACUAAACUGGGAAACAUCUGCAGGCUACCAAAUAAAUUAUCCCAUAAUUUCAGUUAACAAUAUUUACAUAUUUCCCGGUAUUCCACAAUUGCUGAGAAAAGCAUUUUUGGCGUCUAGUAAAGUUUUAUUUAGAACUGAUUCGCAAUUUUUUACAAAAAAUAUAUUCUGUAAUGCCACCGAAGAUAAAAUUGUCGAUAUACUAAAUACGGUUGUACAAGAAUAUCCACAGGUUCAAUUUGGGUCUUACCCUAAAUUAAACGAUAGCGAAUAUAAAGUAAAGUUAACCAUCGAGUCAAGUAAAGAAGAUUUAACAGAAAAAGCUUACCAAAAACUUCUUGAUUUACUGCCAAAAGGCUUCAUUGUAAAAUAAUUUGACCAAAUAAAUCAUGCACAACAAAACUGAAUUUUUUGUUAUA
This is a messenger RNA of Brassicogethes aeneus, 948 nucleotides long. NCBI's taxonomy places the organism in Eukaryota, Metazoa, Arthropoda, Insecta, Coleoptera, Nitidulidae. The record is from the annotation of a GenBank genome assembly.